AAGGCGCAUGCGUGAUGUGCGCGCGCAAUUUUCCUUAUUCCAUCUCGCCCUGGCAUCGGACACGUGAUCGAAUGAUCACCACCUUAUUGCUUUGUGUAUAAAAUGCAAAUUAUAUGAAUAUGUUGCGCUGAGCAGUGUUGCGUGGGCCGUCAGUCGAGGUCGGGCGCGCCGCCGCGAGUCAUGAGCUCCCCUAAGCUGGGCGACCGCUGCCCCAGUGGUCUGGGGAAUGCCAAGCUCACCAACGACUCAAAAGAGGACUCCCUAGAUAAUUCUAUAAGGGAGUCGAUAAAGUGUGAGCGCGGCAAGGGCGAAGAAGACUGGCGGCGGCGCACCAUCAUCGUCGAGAAGAAAAACGGCUCUUACGGCUUCACCCUGCAGAGCUACGGCAUACACUACAAGAAGGAGCAAGAAAUUGAGGUGAUAACGUACGUGGAGAAGGUGGAGGCGGAAGGGGCAGCGGCGGUGGCCGGCAUGCGCGAGGGUGACGUCAUCCUUUCCAUCAACGGCAUCGACGUCGAGCACGCCGACCACGCCGCCAUCGUCGACGCCAUUAAUAGCUGCGACACCAGGAUGCGCAUCGUCGUCAUCUUUGAGGAUUGCGUGCGGAAGGUCGAACUUCAUCUCAAAUACAUUAAUAUACAGAGAACUUUGCAAGCCAAGAUGCGAGAACUGGAGCAGCUCAACGUCAGAGAGAGACAAAUACUCGACUCCAACUGGAAGACGCACAGUCUACCGUCGCAGAAAAAAAAAUCAUCACCAUCGGACGUCACCUCGGAUAGCGAAGAGAACAACGUGGCCGAAAACGGCGGAUACUGCCGGCCGACGCUGUCCAGCGAGAAUGUAACGAACGCAAAGCCGGCCGCCGGCAGUGUGUUUAUGUACCGGUAUCUGGAUCCGCGGUACGGCACCUGCAUCAUCCGGCCCGACCUGCGCACCGGCAGCUUCGUCAUCACCGUGGGAUCGCCGCGCAACAGACGCGAUUGCCACCACUGCGUCAUCAAAACGACGGGCGAGUCUCACCGAGCAGCCGAAGUCUACACGACCAGCAACGGAAAACAUGGCAAGGUCCACAGAAACAACCACAGCCACGGCUGCGGAGCUUGUAUGCCGCCUUACAACAACCAGGACGCCAACAGUCUCGAAGCGUACGACCUGGCUAGCCCGUGUUGCGAUCCACAUUGCGUCCCUAACUCUAGGAAGAAAGUAAGAAGGAAAAAGGAAUGUUCAAAGGAGCACAAAAGGAGAGAAAAAUGCCAGCAAGUAGAUAAGUCGACACAAAAGACAGAGAGUUGUGGUCACACGCACUCGAAGAAAACGUGCAACUCGGGACAUUGUUCCGGCCGCUAUCGCUACCUGACCACAGAGUCGACGCAGACUAGUCGGUGCAGCCUGCAGUCGUACACGGCGAGCGAUGUCACCGCGCCCUGCGACAACUCCGCCUCCAGCUAUAGCACCUCACUCAGUAGCGAUACGCUCUUCUGGGACAACGAUCGCUCCGAGGCUAAAUCCUCCCCGAAGAUACAGUAUCAGAGUUCUCACCAGCACGUCAAGCCCAAAUCGUGGGAUAAUUUGACGACGAAAGCAUUCGGCGGAUAUGGUUUCGGUUAUGGCUAUCUCGACACGACCGCCAAACAGUCGAAUAGGUCCAAGAGCCACGGGCGUAGUCACAGCGGGCGCAGCACACAGACCCACCACGAGUACCAGCAGCAUGCGCAGGAGAAGCACCAGCAGCGGCAGAGCGGCACGCCGCACCACUACCCCGUGUACAGUCGGAGCCGAAGUCACUUCCAACCUACUAAGUCUCAAGAAAGUCUGAUGGUUGUGCCUAAGUAUACACUAGAGAGUGGUGGGUCGGAGAGUCGGCUGGCUUGCGAGUGCGCCGAGGGCGGGGAGUGCCACAGGCGCGCGCGGCCCGCCGACAGCCCCGCGGAGCCGUGCACCGCCGGUUACUACUCGCAGAGGUUCCUCUACCCCACGCACUCUUACAAGAAGAAGAAUGCUGCCGUUAGCUCUGAAAUCACUAGACUGUAAGCAAUAAUGGAAACGCACAAUGCUCAAUUUAAAGCCUAAAUGUUAGUUAAAAUCGAUUUAGUACGUAUAGUGAUGUAACGUUUUAAUGUAAGUUAGUCAGCGGCUAGAGUCGAUUGUCAUUAGAUAUUUACAUAUAACCCCGAUACGGAAGAUAGAAAAUCAUGGAAGGAAUAGAUGAAUGAGAAGGAAAAAUUAGUAAAGAAAUAAAGUAAUACAUUUCGGUUUGCGUGAAUAGCGUAAGAGGUAGGAUAUUGUUGGUGUUUAAUUGACUCUAAUGCUAAUAAGUGGAUUUUGAAAAGCAGUGUUCACCACGAAACAAAACAAGCAACAAUAAUUUUCUCUAGAAGUCUAGAUCAAGAUCUAGUUGUGGUAGUCUAGAAAUAAAAUUUGAAGUCGGGUACCACUAAUAUAGAUUAAAAUUACUCGAGUCCAUUAUGAAAAGUCCGUUUUCACAACGAAGGUGUUUUUAAUAGUUUUUGGUAUUUUAACAUAAUUAUAUUAUUCAUACGUUAUUCAAAGACUGUUUAGCAAGUCUUGCUCAAUAUAUAUUUACUUGCAUGCCUAAUUACUAAGAACACUUAGUGCCAUGUUGCCUAAACACACAAGAUAGAAAACGCACAACCAUGUUAAGAAUAUUUAUUAUUCAGCCAGUUAAAUAUAAAAUG
This is a messenger RNA of Papilio polytes (common Mormon), 2696 nucleotides long. RefSeq lists its product as uncharacterized. Gene Ontology annotation, molecular function: protein binding. The transcript has 3 exons. NCBI's taxonomy places the organism in Eukaryota, Metazoa, Arthropoda, Insecta, Lepidoptera, Papilionidae. Bases 181 to 2031 code for a protein of 616 amino acids. The record is from RefSeq and is a predicted model, not a curated record.